AAAAAGAAGAAGGUAAGGAAGAAAGGAGGCUCCUGACGGAGGAGAGGACCGGCACUGUCUGAAUCCUAAAUCUAUUGAUUACAGAGUGACUGACAACCUCCUAUCUACCGCAAACACAGCGCUGAGCUGCUUCCUUCCUUUUCCCGGAUGUGGCAUUUCACACGCAAGACAACAUGAAGAAGAAAAAGCAGCGGGCCCGAAAACCCACCAAAAAACAGCAUGAAAAUGUUUCCAUGGACAAAACGUCCCGGUCCUUCGGGUCCAACCGGCCGGCGUUUGAGAGCUUCCUGUCUGAGAUGACUCAGUGGUUUUCAGACCAUCAGCUGCAGGUGGACGAGCUGUUCGGACACAGUGACGCAGACGGAAGUGGAUCAGUCCAUCCCGAGGAUUUCUACCUGGGUCUGAUGAACUUGGGCGUCGCUUGUCAGCAGUUUCAGCUCCACAUGCUGACUCAGCAGCUGAAGACCGCCAACGACACGAUCAGUUAUCGAGACUUGAGCGGACAAGUGCAAAGACUGGGACUGCGUGAUGACCCACAGAACACUCAGACAUCAAGACGUGAUCAACAUCAACUGUUAAACCCUGAAAACGGCAGGAGGUUUGUCCGUCUGAGUGUCAGACUGAUCCCCUUCGACGGCGCUGCCGCUCAUCCAGGAAACUUUGAGGUGGUUUUGUUGAGCAGCAGCAGAGUCCUCAGCCUGAUCAGGAUGAUCCAGGACCGGGUAGGGAUCCAGACCUCCAGGCUGGAGGUUUACCGGAGCAGAGUGCCCACAGAGGAGGCCCGCCUGCUCCCAGAGAGCCUCCUGGAGGAGUGUGGCUUCAGAGGAGGGCCAGAGGGGACUCCUCCGGAGGACACCGUGUACUACGACUACAGCCUGCUGUUUACAGACUGCCCCAUCCUCAACUGUGACCACUACUUCAGAUCAAUGCCAGACCCGGCUGCCGUUAACAGUGGCCUCGGUCUAUAAGUUACGGUGUUUUUAGCAAUGCUGUGUUUAAAUGUGUGGCAGAGCAUCACUUCUUAAAACGAAAAACCCCUCUUAUUCAGCUCAGAUGUUUUUUGCUCCUUUUUUAGAGCCAACAAGAAUGUGAAUUUGUACAUUUAGUCAUUUUACCAAGUAGGAGAUCUGAAUUUUUCUUCUACCACUUUCCAAAAUGUCUCCUCCCAUCAUCACACCUGAGUAGAGAUGUUAUUAGUCAAGUUAUGUUAUGUUAUUAGUGAGCAGAGCCUCACAGCAGAGCCUGUUAAAUAUUUUGUGUUGAAUUACAGAGACAUUAGACAAACAUCUACUUAAUAUAAUAGUGUACCUAUAAAAAUAAAAUAAAAGUGGGAGGGGGGGUUCGGGCUUUUAAACAAACCCCACGUAAACUUAUUUUUUCAUUUUUAACAUAAAAGAUAUGUUGUUAAUUGACAUGUGUGGCAUUGAAUGUUCUUAGGGAUAUGUUUAGGUGACGUAAAGGUAAAGAUCAGGGUCUUGGCUAAAUACAAGAAAAGUCCACCGUGACCACCAGCAUCUUUCACUCUCCUCAACCCAAGUCCUCCUGUGUCCUAAACCAAAUUACUAUCAUAUAAUUAUGAUUUCUGGAGGCAUCCUAAUUGCACAAAAGCUAAAACUAAAUACAUGUAGGAAUGGCAAACCUAAACAAGCUUUUAGAGCAUCCUCACCCUCCCAGAACUAAAACAAUCAGUCACACCUGCUUACAAUCAACCAGAGAACAGUUUGCACUCUGGGAAGGGAGAAAAGACACAGGAAAGAGGUUUUAGAGGCCCUCUCAAGGUACAUUUACUCCUCUGUUAUUCACCUUCAUCAGUUCAUCUUCCCAGUAAAACUAUAAUGUAAUUUUUAAAGUUCUUUAAAGGUAUAAAUGUUUUAAAAGUGGUAAUUUAUCUGUUUCAUUCCAGAUUAAGACAUAAAAAUGCAGUUUUAAUUAGCUUUUUUCUAUUUUUAAUCAAUUACAAAAUAAUUGAAUUCAGAUACAAAAGCAACCCCGUGCAGCUUUUUAGGCUCAAAGUGAAAAAUGGAAUAUGACACUGCACUGUGACAUUUUUGACUAUUUUCUACAGCCACGCAGGUCGGUGAGGCUGUACUCUGAGCUAAUAUUAGCACACCUACAUGCUCAAAAAAGCAAUGCUAACAUGAAAAAAAGGAAACCAGUUUUUCCUUGGCCCAGGCCCAGGUGUUUUCCUGCUACCAGACAGACGAACGGAGCCAAAAACAUGGCACAGGUAAUUAGCACUACACUCCAUGACAGCUGAGGCUGAUGCGAAUGUCGUUAAUUUUGCAGGUAUUUGGUUGUAAACCAAAGUGAACACAUUAAAACCUUGACCUGUUGAUGUCCCUGAAGGACAAGCUAAGGGAUCAACAUUAUUACAAUCCACCCUGAGGGGAACAUUAACGUCUGCACCCAAUUUCAUGGCAAUCCAGUACAGUAACUGUAGUUGUGGAGACACCGUAAGCGUUAACCUCAUGGUGGUGCUGGAGGAAAAGUCAGUAGGAUUCGUCUUCUGGGAAACAUACAUGUGUUUACUAAAUUUCAAGCAACUUCCUCAAAUAUUUAAGAUAUUUCAGCUGGGACCAAUGUGGCAGAUGGCCACGGUGGACUUUUCUUGUAUUAAGCCACAACCCUGGUCUUUACCUAACCGUCACCUAAACACAUCCAUAAAAUGAAGUAUAAUGCACAUUCAGCGCCAACUUUA
This is a messenger RNA of Etheostoma spectabile (orangethroat darter), 2698 nucleotides long. RefSeq lists its product as uncharacterized. Gene Ontology annotation, molecular function: calcium ion binding. Lineage: Eukaryota; Metazoa; Chordata; Actinopteri; Perciformes; Percidae. The record is from RefSeq and is a predicted model, not a curated record. The transcript is spliced from 6 exons. The coding region runs from base 174 to 968 and encodes 264 amino acids.